Leishmania mexicana MHOM/GT/2001/U1103 is the source of this 663-nucleotide messenger RNA. RefSeq lists its product as hypothetical. The record is from RefSeq and is a predicted model, not a curated record. Bases 1 to 663 code for a protein of 220 amino acids. NCBI's taxonomy places the organism in Eukaryota, Euglenozoa, Kinetoplastea, Trypanosomatida, Trypanosomatidae. The transcript has a single exon.
AUGGACUCUAUGAAGUCGAAGAGCGCUAUGCUCAUGACCAAGGGCAUCAUGGACAUGCGCGUUGAUCCACCACGACUCAUCUGCACCAUCUUGCGGUACAGGCACCCGGAAACGAAGAAGGAGGUGACACUCUACCCGAUCCCGAACAUUGCCGCCCCUGCGUACUUCCAGCGCGUUUUGAAUGGCGACGCGCUGCAAAACAACUUCGACAGGAUCCUCUGCGAGGACGGCCGGUUGCCCUUCCAGGCCGGCUCAGCGAGCGCCGCGCGACAGCAGCUGCUGCGCCGCCUGCUUCCCUUUUUCAGCAUUCGCCCUGUCGUAGCAGACGGUGAAAAAUUCGAUGGCAUCAUCGUUCGCGACGCGCUGGAGUCUCGUAUGGCAUAUCAGAUGGUGCUGGACGGGUACGACCCGCCAGUGGACCCGCGCGCCCGUCGCGCAGUGGAACGGAUCGACACAUACCCGGAGAGCACGCGCGUCGUUGUCCCCUGGGGUGUCUACCACAUGCCCUACUUUCGCUACCGCCUGGAGAAGGAGGGGUACAAGGCGCUGCCGUCGGAGGAGGUGGUUGUGUUCGGCUUCCACCAGGUGAUGGUGUUCUUUGUUCUCUCCGGCGUUAUGGUCUUCGCCAUGUCGUUUGUUGUUUUCCGCAUCUUGUUCGGUUAA